This is a messenger RNA of Ornithodoros turicata, 1996 nucleotides long. RefSeq lists its product as uncharacterized. NCBI's taxonomy places the organism in Eukaryota, Metazoa, Arthropoda, Arachnida, Ixodida, Argasidae. The record is from RefSeq and is a predicted model, not a curated record. The transcript has 4 exons. The coding region runs from base 84 to 1181 and encodes 365 amino acids.
GGAUGUGUGAGCACAUUUUUAGGCUUCGUGACAUGUUGCAGUAACUGCUAAUCGUCUCGCUCAACCUCCGCAAUCCGUAAGUGAUGCCGUCACGCACGAACUGUUGCGUAGUAGGUUGCACAAACACAUAUGGAAGUGCACCGCGAAACACAAGGUUCUACAGUUUCCCUUCGAAGCCGCACGAGAUCGCCAGGCGGAAGAAACGGGUUUCAGCGGUCAAGCACGUUACAAAAGAUGGCAAACCGUGGACACCAACCAGGUUCAGCCGCAUAUGUAGUCAGCACUUCGUGGGUGGAUCAAAAUCUGAUCACCCACAUAGCCCUGCCUACGUACAGAGCCUGUUUCCCUCUUGCUACAAGAAGCGGACUUCUCAGAAUGCGUUGGAACGUUUCAGCAGGCUACGCCAACGGAGCCUCGGAAACCAGAGCACAGCAGCCACUUGCAACAGUGAACUUGAUGCUCAAGAUGCACCUGCUUUGAGUGAGUGCGAUGAAGGUCAUGGCGAGCAAGAUUUUGAAGCUGGUGCUAAGGACGUCGGCACUCAGACUACUGAAUGCUACGAGCAAGAACCGGAUGUGCCAAUUAUGUUUUGCACCAUCGAGGCAUGCGGAUCAAGCGUGCUUACAUCGCUGCCUUCGAAGGCACCAACAGAAAUCUGUGGCGUCACCACCGUGUCAGUUGGACUUGAUCCAAUCAACGUAGAAGUGCUGCGUGAGGACGCGUCUUUCAAAGGAUUCGCCUCAGUCAGCUGCAAGUCCUUGGCCAAGCAGGAAGAUAUACUUCGCAGUCUGACAUCUGUGCAGCAUAGUGCAUUCAUGAUGCUUCUGAACAUUGUACUGCGCUCACUGGGAAAGUCUGAAGACAUUGCCGACUAUGUCCUCUUGUUUCUAAUGAAAUUCAAGUUAGGACUGAGUUUCUCUGCACUCGGGGUACUCUUUGGCAUCCACAGAACUACAGCAGUGCGGCAUUUUUAUGCCGUGCUAAAAUGUCUAACGCAAGAAACUAGGGGUUGGAUCUUCUGGCCGUCUGCUGCAGCAGUGCGCUCGCGUCUGCCAAAAGCCUUCCGUGAGAAAUACCCAAACUGCAGAGGAAUAAUAGAUUGCACAGAAGUUCCCAUCUGCAAGCCUACAGAACCAGAUAAGGCUCAUGAAGGAAGUUUUUCACUCAUGUAUUCCAACUAAAAGGAACAUACACCAUGAAGUUCCUUGUGAGUGUAACUCCCUGUGGGUUCAGAUCAUUUCUUUCCAAAGCUUAUGGCGGGAGAGCCUCGGACAGCUUUGUAACCUCUGAUUCUGGGUUUCUUGAGCUAAUUGAGCAUGGCGAUUUGAUUCUUUCUGAUAAGGGGUUCCCUUCGAUAAAAUCUUCGCUUGAAGAAGGUGUCAUUGUAAUGCCUCCGUUUGCAAGGGGUGGUGAACAGUUUUCUGCAGAGGAAGUGGAUGAGACCUACCGUAUUGCUUCAGUACGAAUCCACGUGGAAAGAUGCAUUCAGCGAAUGAAAGUAUAUGGAAUCCUGACGCAUAAGAUGCGUAACGAGAUGCUUUCUUGUGUUGACGACAUCAUUCACAUGUGUGCCAUACUAGCAAACCUCCAGCCACCUAUCAUUCAGAAGGAAGCACCAGAAUGUGCGUGAAGUUUUACUGCAUGCAUGCUUUUGAUGGAGUCUCAGUGGGUCUGGGGUGCUAUCUCUUUGCAGCGGACCAUUAUCUUUUAUGUGUAACGUACUGGCUCUAAACUUGUUAGUGUGCUAUUUGGUGCAUGCAUGUUCUUGUUGCUUUAGUUUUGUAACAAUUCGUGUUCGCACUGCCAACUGUCAAGCAGUUGAUGCUUCUCAUGACAUACAUGUAAUGCCAAGAACACUUUAAUAUUGCAACAUAAUUUCCAUUGUACAAUGCAUUUAGAUCCCGGUUUCCUUUGUAGGACUUUGCCAUGUCCUAGUUCAUGUCACUGUUCUUUUGAAGGGCUGGCAAGUAGUGGAGGAAAUAAAACAUUUCGAGCC